This is a messenger RNA of Nothoprocta perdicaria, 2295 nucleotides long. It is a transcript of the gene TRIM8, whose product is annotated as tripartite motif containing 8. NCBI's taxonomy places the organism in Eukaryota, Metazoa, Chordata, Aves, Tinamiformes, Tinamidae. The record is from RefSeq and is a predicted model, not a curated record. The transcript has 7 exons. Bases 484 to 2139 code for a protein of 551 amino acids.
AAGCAGAUCUUGGGGCCGCUGGGAGAAUUCAGUUUUUCGUCACCGUCAUCGUUGCUAUUAUUAAUACUAUAUAUAUAUUUUAACCUUCCUCCUUUUCCCCUUUUGGAUCUUAACCCUUUGAUCUGUUUCCUUUAAAAAGACUCCGAUUCUGAGCUCCCGACAGGGAGAAAGGGAGGAGAAAUCAUCAUCACCAUAAUAAUAAAGAGAAAACCCGAGCGAGCCUGUUCUCUCAGCUGUUAGCCAGGUUGGUGGGGGACAAAAGUCCCUUUAAAAUAUUGAAUGUCAGUCGCAAACCCAGGGAAAGGAAACGCGGAUCCGGAGCGCUAAAUUGUAGGAGGUUUAUAUGGACUUGGACGCUGCGGCUGGAUUUUGUAUGGAUUUUUUUCAACCUUCGGGAGAAAAGAGCCCGGCGUCCAUCUGUAGCCCCAAGUGAGAGAUUAAACGGUUGGGGAGGGGGGGAAGGCGCCAGAUCCCGCCACAGAAAUGGCCGAGAACUGGAAGAACUGCUUCGAAGAGGAGCUCAUCUGCCCCAUCUGCCUGCACGUCUUUGUGGAGCCCGUGCAGCUGCCGUGCAAGCACAACUUCUGCCGCGGCUGCAUCGGCGAGGCCUGGGCCAAGGAGUCGGGCUUGGUGCGCUGCCCCGAGUGCAACCAGGCCUACAACCAGAAGCCCAACCUGGAGAAGAACCUYAAGCUCACCAACAUCGUGGAGAAGUUCAACUCGCUCAACCUGGAGAAGCCGCCCGCCGUGUUGCACUGCGUCUUCUGCCGCCGCGGGCCGCCGCUGCCGGCGCAGAAGAUCUGCCUGCGCUGCGAGGCGCCCUGCUGCCAGUCGCACGUGCAGACCCACCUGCAGCAGCCCUCCACGGCCCGGGGGCACCUCCUGGUGGAGGCGGACGACGUGCGGGCCUGGAGCUGCCCCCAGCACAAUGCCUACCGCCUGUACCACUGCGAGGCCGAGCAGGUGGCCGUGUGCCAGUUCUGCUGCUACUACAGCGGCGCCCACCAGGGACACUCGGUCUGCGACGUGGAGAUCCGCCGCAACGAGAUCAGGAAGAUGCUGAUGAAGCAGCAGGACCGCCUGGAGGAGCGCGAGCAGGACAUCGAGGAGCAGCUCUACAAGCUGGAGUCGGACAAGCGGCUGGUCGAGGAGAAGGUGAGCCAGCUGAAGGACGAGGUGCGUCUGCAGUACGAGAAGAUGCACCAGAUCUUGGAUGAGGACUUGCGGAAAACCAUGGAGAUCCUGGACAAGGCCCAGGCCAAGUUCUGCAACGAGAACGCGGCCCAGGUCCUGCACCUCAACGAGCGCAUGCAGGAGGCCAAGAAGCUCCUCAGCUCCGUCCAGGUCAUGUUCGACAAAACGGAGGACAUCAACUUCAUGAAGAACACCAAGUCAGUGAAGAUCCUAAUGGACAGGACCCAGAACUGCACGGGCGGCAGCCUGCCCCCUCCCAAGAUCGGCCACCUCAACUCCAAGCUCUUCCUCAACGAGAUCGCCAAGAAGGAGAAGCAGCUCAGGAAGCUGCUGGAAGGUCCUCUGAGCACGCCGGUGCCCUUCCUGCAGAGCAUCCCCAUGUACCCGUGCGCGGCGGGCGGCGGCGGCGCCGAGAAGCGCAAGCACUCCACGGCCUUCCCCGAGGGCAGCUUCCUGGAGCCGGCGGCCGGCGCCGUGGCCGGCCAGUACAUGGGCCAGGGCGCGGCGGCGGGCGAGGGCCAGUCCGCACAAGCCAUGGUGCCUUGCAGCUCCACGCAGCACAUUGUCGGACUCCCCAGCGGCCCGCAGCCGGUGCACUCGGGCUCCGUCUUCAACCCAUCUCACUACCCCAACACCACGUCAUCUCAGCAGUCCGUGCUCUCGCAGUACGGCGGCCGCAAAAUCCUCGUCUGCUCAGUGGACAACUGUUACUGUUCCUCGGUGUCCAACCACGGCGGGCACCAGCCCUACCCCAGGUCGGGCCACUUCCCCUGGACAGUCUCCUCGCAGGAGUAUUCGCACCCGCUGCCGCCCGCGCCCGCCGUGCCCCAGUCGCUGCCGGGACUUGCCGUGCGGGAAUGGAUUGACGCGUCGCAGCAGCACGGGCGGCAGGAUUUCUAUAGGGUCUACGGGCAGCCUUCUGCGAAACACUACGUCACCAGUUAACCACGAAAGGCUCCGAGCCCUGCGCGGCGGCGCGGUCGGAGACAGGAGUCUGCUUUGGUUUGGCUUUUCCUUCCUCUCAAUCAAACGCCGUUUCCUUCCCACCUCGCGCCCCCCUCCAGGAUUUUGGGGAGGGUUGUUCUCUCAUCUCUUUUUUUU